Messenger RNA from Oncorhynchus keta (chum salmon), 1351 nucleotides. Its product is annotated as calcium-binding protein 8-like. The transcript has 6 exons. The record is from RefSeq and is a predicted model, not a curated record. The coding region runs from base 671 to 1324 and encodes 217 amino acids. Lineage: Eukaryota; Metazoa; Chordata; Actinopteri; Salmoniformes; Salmonidae. Gene Ontology annotation, molecular function: calcium ion binding.
CAAAUGAACCGAGCACACACAACAGGAGAUCCCUUUCUCCCGAACUAACCCCUCUUCGCUCGCCGUUGCUGCUUUAUCGAUUGAGAAGAAACAUUCUCCUUCGUUUGUUUUUUGAGAUUCGGAAAAUAUUUGAUCUGCAAGCUUUAUUGAGACAGAGAAGCGGACUGGUAUCACCGGCACUCCAGAUCCGUGGGCGACUGGGCAGGGAGGUGUCUGUCGGUCUAUCUGCUGCAGGAGUGAAUCAUUGCGUCGGGGCUCGGAAGAUUAGACACCCCGCUUAUCACCACUCCAACUCCCGGAGGUCUCUGAUGGUAUUUGGAGAUAGAGACGGAUAAGUGAGCCAAUUCAAAUAGAUUACAGCUAAGCUGAUAUCGUCUGUGCACCUAUAAAGUAGCCUGCCCUAUAGGAUUUUAAAUGGGUUUUUAAAAAGGCACUACAAGUUCACUGGAGACUUGGAUCAGUGACGUUUUGGCGUUUGCCAUAUCAGGUGAUCUUGAAGAGUGAAAAGAAAAGAUUUGAAGAUCAUUACAUUUUGGGGGGGAUCCCAAUCACUUCCAGAAAAUAGCUGUCUGAUAUGAGUGUAAACAGAGUCGAGUCUGGGUGACCCCCCUAGCCUGAUAAAAACGGAUUGAAUCUUAAUUGACCGGAUCAGCGUCUUAACAGAGAGAAGAUGCCGUUCCACCACGUCAGGUCUACUCUGCUCUACACUGGAAGUCUCCUGAGCCGGACACUGUCUGAAGGGAGCGAAACCUUCCAACUCACCAGCAUCUCCACAGAGGAGCUAGGAGAGAUCCGGGAGGCGUUCCGGGUGCUGGACCGGGAUGGGAACGGGUUUAUCUCUAAGCAGGAGCUGGGCAUGGCUAUGAGAUCCCUGGGGUACAUGCCCAGUGAGGUGGAGCUGGCCAUCAUCAUGCAGAGACUAGACAUGGAUGGUGAUGGUCAGGUUGACUUUGAGGAGUUUGUGACGAUAUUGGGACCCAAACUGCUGUCGUCUGAGACCAGAGAAGGUUUCCUUGGAAGCACCAUCGAUAACAUCUUCUGGCAGUUUGACAUCCAGCAGAUGUCCCUGGACGAGCUGAAGCAGGUUCUGUUUCACGCAUUCCGAGACCACCUGACGAUGAAGGACAUCGAGAACAUCAUCAUCAACGAAGAAGAGAGCCUCAACGAGACAGGGAACUGCCCCGAGUACGAGGGAGUCCAUCCAAAGAAGAAGAACAGACAGACAUGCGUGAGGAAGAGCCUGAUCUGCGCCUUUGCCAUGGCCUUCAUCAUCAGCGUCAUGCUCAUCGCGGCCAAUCAGAUGCUGCGGAACGGCAUGGAGUAAGCCAAUCACACUGUGAGCCAGGGGAGU